GGGGGGACGGGGGACGUCGGAGGGGCUCUGAGGGGGAGCCUGAGGGGGAACCUGAGGGGCUCCGGGGGCUCCUCCGUCGCUGCUCCCCGCCGGCGUCCCGCCGGCAGCGAGGCAAAGUCCUCCGCGAAACUUCCUCGCGGGACUUUGAGCAACUUGAGGCCGCGGAAGGUGUCGCCGAGCGCCGCGCAGGGAGCGGCCCCUGCUUACCCCGGUGCGUGGGGCGGGACCCCCGCGGGCGGAGCAGCUGGAUUGGGAGUCAUCUGGAACAGAAACUCAUAUUUCACAUGUGAAGCUCUUCACUUCAGAAUUAGUUAUCUGUCUUGAAUGAACUUAUUUCUACAUAUUUAUAGUUUCGUUUAGACUGCUAAAUACAGACCAUGCCUAGCAGAAUGGGCUCAAAAAUGGAUUUGAACAAAGACUUCAUCAAAGUAAAAACACACUACAGUGGGGACAUCCUGAUAACAAACCUGGAUGCCUCAAUGAGCUACGAUGAACUCUGUGAUGAGGUGCACGAGAUGUGCAACCUGCAGCAGGAACAGCCAAUUACCCUCAAGUGGAUUGAUGAUGAAGGUGACCCCUGUACCAUCUCGUCUCAGAUGGAGCUGGAGGAAGCCUUCCGUUUGUACUGCCAGAACAGGGACGAGGGGCUCAUCAUCCACGUUUUCCCAAGUAUUCCAGAGAAGCCCGGCAUGCCUUGUCCAGGAGAAGAUAAAUCCAUCUACCGCCGGGGCGCCCGAAGAUGGAGGAAGCUGUACCGAGUGAAUGGGCAUUUGUUCCAAGCCAAGCGCUUUAACAGAAGAGCGUACUGUGGCCAGUGCAGUGAAAGGAUAUGGGGGCUCGGAAGGCAAGGCUACAAGUGUAUCAACUGCAAGCUGUUGGUCCAUAAACGUUGUCACAUCCUUGUCCCACUGACCUGCAAAAGGCAUAUGGAUUCGGUCAUGCCUUCCCAGGAACCCCGGAUAGGUGAGAAAAACGAUGAAGUUGAUCUCCCUUCAGAAGACACUGAUGGAAUUCCCUACAUUCCUUCAAACAGGAAACAUGACACCAUUAAAGAUGACUCUGAGGAUAUCAAACCAGUCAUUGAUGGAAUGGAUGGAAUUAAGAUUUCUCAGGGGCUUGGACUCCAGGACUUUGAUUUAAUCCGAGUUAUCGGCCGUGGAAGUUACGCCAAAGUUCUGCUGGUUCGGUUAAAAAAGAACGAUCAGAUCUAUGCUAUGAAAGUGGUGAAAAAGGAAUUGGUCCAUGACGAUGAGGAUAUUGAUUGGGUACAGACAGAGAAACAUGUGUUUGAACAGGCAUCCAGUAACCCAUUCCUAGUUGGUUUACACUCAUGCUUUCAAACAACGAGUCGAUUGUUUCUUGUCAUAGAGUAUGUGAAUGGGGGAGACCUCAUGUUCCACAUGCAACGGCAGAGGAAGCUUCCUGAAGAACAUGCAAGGUUUUAUGCUGCUGAAAUUUGUAUAGCUCUAAACUUCCUCCAUGAAAGAGGCAUCAUCUACAGAGAUCUGAAACUGGACAAUGUUCUCUUGGAUGCAGAGGGUCACAUCAAAUUAACAGACUAUGGCAUGUGCAAGGAAGGUUUGGGCCCUGGUGACACUACAAGCACUUUCUGUGGGACACCAAAUUAUAUUGCACCAGAGAUCCUCAGAGGAGAAGAAUAUGGGUUCAGUGUGGACUGGUGGGCUCUGGGCGUGCUGAUGUUCGAGAUGAUGGCGGGACGGUCCCCGUUCGACAUCAUCACUGACAAUCCAGACAUGAACACUGAAGAUUACCUCUUCCAAGUUAUUCUUGAGAAGCCAAUCCGGAUUCCAAGGUUUCUUUCUGUCAAGGCUUCCCAUGUGUUAAAAGGAUUUUUAAACAAGGAUCCCAAAGAGAGGCUUGGCUGUCAGCCCCAGACAGGAUUUGCUGAUAUCAAGUCCCACACGUUUUUCCGCAGCAUCGACUGGGAUCUGCUGGAGAAGAAGCAGACGACCCCUCCGUUCCAGCCGCAGAUCACGGACGAUUACGGGCUGGACAACUUCGACACGCAGUUCACCAGCGAGCCCGUGCAGCUCACCCCGGACGAUGAAGAUAUCAUAAAGCGAAUAGAUCAGUCAGAAUUUGAAGGAUUUGAAUAUAUUAAUCCAUUGUUGCUGUCAACAGAAGAAACAGUAUGAAGGGAUGAGCUGGUUGGGGACAGUGUGACUGACAUUAAUUUAUCCUUAACUCCAGUAUAUGCAUGCGAGGCUGGGACUGCUCACUCGGGAUGGAGACCAAUGAUCUAAAAACAAAUUUGCUGCUGAGAAUCAAAGAAGAGAAUAACGGUUUUGGUGGGUGUCCUCUGCCACUUAGUGACUCUUGAGUUCUGGGCACUGACACGACUGGCUUCAUUAAUGAAGGAAUUUGCAUUUUGUGCCUGUUUCAUGAAGGAUUCAAACGUUCAUUGCAUCCCUGCAAAAGGAGAUCAUGAGAAACUUUGAGAUCCACACACUUUCUACAAACAUUCGAUGCAAUGAGCUCCCAGUUGAAGAGUAUUCCAGUGUAACAUCCUGAAGAAUAAAAUAUAUUACGGUGGUGUUGAAGCUUA
This is a messenger RNA of Lepidothrix coronata (blue-crowned manakin), 2566 nucleotides long. RefSeq names its product protein kinase C zeta (gene PRKCZ). Gene Ontology annotation, molecular function: protein serine/threonine kinase activity; ATP binding; protein binding. Gene Ontology annotation, biological process: protein phosphorylation. The transcript has 19 exons. Lineage: Eukaryota; Metazoa; Chordata; Aves; Passeriformes; Pipridae. Bases 378 to 2156 code for a protein of 592 amino acids. The record is from RefSeq and is a predicted model, not a curated record.